AUGCCUUCCACGGUCAAACUCGCUGACUAUCUGUUCAGUCGGCUUCGUCAGCUUGGUGUUGGUUCCAUUCAUGGAGUGCCAGGCGAUUACAACCUAACACUACUAGAUUAUGUUGAGCCGAAUAAGAUACAAUGGAUCGGUAAUUGCAACGAACUCAAUGCUGGCUAUGCAGCAGACGGUUAUGCUCGCAUCAAGGGACUUGGAGCUCUGAUCACCACGUUCGGAGUCGGUGAGCUCUCUGCAGCAAAUGCUAUCGCGGGAUCCUACGCCGAAAAGGCACCAGUUGUUCACAUCGUCGGUACACCUGCAAGGAAGCUCCAAGACUCGAGGGCACUGAUUCAUCAUACCUUCAACGAUGGAGCCUAUGAACGUUUCGCGCUUAUGGCUGAACAGAUCACCAUUGCCCAAGCAAGUCUUCGAGACCCUCGUACCUGUCCUGAAAUGAUCGACCGAAUAAUUCAGCAAUGCUUGAUACACAGCCGACCAGUUUACAUUCAGAUUCCGGCAGAUAUGGUUUCAGUAGCUGUUGCAGCAGAUCGACUCGAGUCCGUGUUGAUGAUACCAGAAUAUAUACCCUCAAAUGAUCAGGAGCGUGCCGUUGAGUAUACCUUAGACCGCAUUUACAGCAGCAAACAGCCUAUGAUCUUGGUUGACGGAGAAUGCAAAGCCUAUGGUAUCACGAAGAGCGUCCAGGACUUCAUCAAACUUACAAAUUGGCCAACAUACACAAGUGCCUUCGCGAAGAGCUUGAUCAAUGAAGGCCUACCAAAUUUCCAUGGCAUCUGGAGAGGCAGUUCCGCCGCUGAUGAGGAUGAUCGUAAUUUCGUACAGAGCUGCGACUUGACGUUAUGCUUUGGUCCACAUCUCAGCACCACGAAUAGUUAUGCCGGAUCGAGCAGACCAGAUCCGGCGAUCACGCUAUAUGUCAAGUCAAAUUCAGUCGAGGCAAACGAACAGUUGUUUCAGGAUCUACCAGCCAGAGACUUUUUAUCAUUGCUGCUGGAAAAGCUCGACAAAUCCAGAGUGCCACACUGUACUAAGCCACCUAAAGCUAAAGGUGAUACUCAGAUGCCCACUCUGGAUGGUCAUGCCGCGCUUACGCAAGCUGAUUUCUAUCGCAAGCUCAAUCCUCUGUUGAGAUCUGGCGACAUCAUUCUUGCCGAGACUGGUACACCAGGCUAUGGUGCUCGCGAGUUUAAGCUACCUCAACACACUCAUCUUUUCAAACCAGUAACAUGGCUCUCAAUCGGAUAUAUGCUUCCAGCAGCGCAAGGAGCAGCGGUAGCCCAACGCGAGAUGCACAGAGAAGGCAAAUGGCCACAAGAUCCGGUAAGACGGCAACAACCACCACGAACUAUACUCUUAAUCGGCGAUGGAAGUUUCCAAAUGACAGUUCAGGAGAUAAGCACAAUGGUUCGAGAAAACCUCAACAUCCUCAUCAUCCUCAUAAACAACGAUGGCUACACAAUCGAGAGAUGUAUACAUGGUUGGAAUAAGGCAUACAACAAUGUUGCGCGAUGGCGGUAUCUGCAGGCUCCAUCGCUGUUUGGCGCAGCAGAACCUACCCAGACAUACUCGAUCAAAACUUGGGAGGACCUCGACAACGCGAUGCAAGAGGAAGAGGAGGCUGGUGAAGCAGGAUUGAGAAUGUGGGAAGUCUUUAUGGAGAGAAUGGAUGCGCCAGCAAUGCUACUAGGAUUGCCAGGCGCGCAAGAGGCGAAGCGAGUCGCUCAAAAUCAUGGCUAG
Lithohypha guttulata is the source of this 1746-nucleotide messenger RNA. RefSeq lists its product as uncharacterized. The coding region runs from base 1 to 1746 and encodes 581 amino acids. Lineage: Eukaryota; Fungi; Ascomycota; Eurotiomycetes; Chaetothyriales; Trichomeriaceae. The transcript is spliced from 2 exons. The record is from RefSeq and is a predicted model, not a curated record. Gene Ontology annotation, cellular component: nucleus; cytosol. Gene Ontology annotation, molecular function: pyruvate decarboxylase activity; magnesium ion binding; thiamine pyrophosphate binding.